This is a messenger RNA of Punica granatum (pomegranate), 1984 nucleotides long. NCBI's taxonomy places the organism in Eukaryota, Viridiplantae, Streptophyta, Magnoliopsida, Myrtales, Lythraceae. The record is from RefSeq and is a predicted model, not a curated record.
GUGAUAAACCCUACUGUAACCUGCAACCUUGCCGCCUCUUUCUCCUCCCUUCCCGACCCCGUGCCGACUCCAGCGCCGGCUGCUCCCUCCCCUGACGCUCAGUGCUGUGCCGAGCUGCUCGUCCGUCGGCGCCCGCCGUUGCGGUGAGCUGCUCCUCGCCCCCUACUCCAAAGCCCGCUGCUAAUUUCUAAUUCUAUCUGCCCGUCCGUAUCUCCAUCCCUUCACGACAGGCCUCUGCGCCGCAGACGGCACCUCGACAACCGGUGACUAGAUUGAAAAAUGAUAUCAGCAAUCUCAUGGGUCCCGAGAGGGGCUCCAAAGACUGUCCCGGAGGUGGCUGAGCCACCUUUGCAGGAAAGCAUCGAGGAAAUGUUGAGGAGUCGCGCAAUGGAGAAAAAUGGAGAUGAUGACAGCGACGAUGAAAAUAUGGAUGUUGAUGCGUCAGAGAAGGAUGACGAAGUUGCAAAUGCAUUAUCUGCAGCAGAUGCACUUGUCAAGAAAUCGAAAAUGGCAAAAUCAGCUGCCCCUCUUGAGGACUUAGCCGAUGGUCUGAAGGAGCUUGACAUGGAUGGUUAUGAUGAAGAGGAUGAAGAGAUAGAGCUUUUUGGCAAUGGCGUUGGCAGCCUCUACUACCCUAGUAAUGAUAUGGACCCAUACCUAAAGGAUAAAGAUGAUGAUGACUCUGAAGAGCUUGAGGACAGGGAAAUUAACCCGGCUGAUUCUGUCAUAGUUUGUGCACGGACUGAUGAAGAAUACAAUCACCUUGAGGUUCACGUUUUCCAAGAAGAUGUUGGUGAUGGAGAUACAAAUUUGUAUGUACACCAUGAAAUUGUUCUUUCGGGUUUUCCACUCUGCACAGAAUGGCUUGAUUGUCCUCUUAAAGGUGGAGAGAAAGGGAAUUUUAUUGCAAUUGGCUCAAUGGACCCCGCUAUUGAGAUUUGGGAUCUUGAUGUUAUUGAUGCAGUGGAACCAUGCCUUGUAUUAGGUGGCCAGGAAGAGAUGAAAAAGAAAAAGAAGAAAGGGAAGAAGGCAUCCAUUAAGUACAAGGAGGGUAGUCAUACAGAUUCAGUGCUUUGUCUUGCCUGGAACAAGGAGUUCAGGAAUAUACUUGCAAGUGGAAGUGGCGAUAGGCAAGUCAAAAUCUGGGAUGUCGCCACUGGGAAGUGUGAUAUUACCAUGGAGCACCAUACAGAUAAGGUUCAAGCCGUUGCAUGGAAUCCUUCUAGACCUCAUGUUCUUCUUAGUGGAUCCUUUGAUCAUACCAUUGUGAUGAGGGAUGGGAAGAUGCCUUCACAUUCAGGAUAUAAGUGGUCUGUUCCAGCUGAUGUGGAGAGCUUGGCAUGGGACUUACAUUCAGAGCACUCCUUUGUGGCAAGUCUUGAGGAUGGCACGGUUAGAGGCUUUGAUAUUCGAGCUGCUGUUUCAAAUCCAUCUUCCGAGUCAAAACCUGCUUUCACUCUCCAUGCGCAUGAUAAAGCCGUCUGCAAUGUCUCUUACAAUCCAGCUGCGCCGAAUCUUCUUGCAACUGGAUCUACCGAUAAAAUGGUGAAGCUGUGGGAUUUGGCGAAUAAUCAACCUUCAUGUGUCGCAUCUAGAAGUCCAAAACUUGGUGCCCUCUUUUCUGUUUCUUUCUCGGAAGAUAGCCCCUUUCUACUUGCAAUGGGAGGAUCAAAGGGGAUACUGGAAAUAUGGGAUACGCUAUCUGAUACAGCAGUUUCUCAGAGAUUUGGAAAGUACCGAAAGUGAAAGCAUCGAACUCUUUGCAGCAUUCGCACUUCCUGAUGCUUCGGAUGGCCAAAUUUUGUUUUCUUUCACUUUGUCCGAUCGAUAACUCUACAUUCUCUCUUUUCUUAGCCGUAGGAUGAAUGUAUUUGUUUAUUGUAAGCGGAUGAUCUCGGUACGUUGUGGAUCUUUUCCCUUUUGUGUGCGCAUUAUAGUUUCAAAUUACAAGAGAAACAUAACGAUGCCCUCUUUGAAGUAAAAA